Molecule: messenger RNA, 1871 nt
Organism: Trichogramma pretiosum
Lineage: Eukaryota; Metazoa; Arthropoda; Insecta; Hymenoptera; Trichogrammatidae
Product: zinc finger protein 32-like
Exons: 3
Coding region: 53-1159 (368 amino acids)
Cellular component (GO): nucleus
Source: RefSeq, a predicted model, not a curated record
UGUAACAUCAUUACAAAACAAUUAGUCGUUGAUCAAGUUCCGAGUGAUAAACAUGGACUUCAGUGAUGUAUAUAACUCUGAUGUCAGAGUGAAGGAGGAACCAAAUGAUGUUUCCCCAAUUGAAAAUGAAGAUUAUAUGAUAAUUGGCAAUGCACGCAAUGCUAAAACCGACGAAUUCUCGAGUUUUUGUCGAGAAAAUUUAAUUCAUGGGCUUCGAGAAUAUGAUGAAAAUUCGCGACCUAAUAACGAUUUGGAAAUAGAAUUCGAAUGUAAGGACGAGAAGCUCGGCAUUGACUUAUUAGUAGUUAAGAAAAUCGAAGACGAUUAUCCAGAUCAUUUGCAGUACAUGAAAAAUAGUUGCGAUUAUCAGACUCAAAAAAAAAUUAAAGAAGAAAUUGUUGACGAGGUAAAAGAGGAAUUGAAUUGGGAUGGUGAACUCAGUGAUGCAUUUGAUGCACAUGAAAAACCAUUUGCUCAAAAUAGUCUAUGUAAAACCCAAACUGAUAAGGCACGCAAUCGUACCAAAUAUCCAUGUAAUGUAUGCGGUAAAAAAUUUUCACAAAAAGGUCAUCUCAAGAUCCACAUCGAUGCAGUUCAUAAUGGAGUCAAACAUACGUGUGUUACAUGUAAAAAGACAUUUGCACACAAAAAUACUCUCAAAAUGCACAUCAAUGCGAUGCAUAAUGGUAUGGCACCUACUUGCGAAAAGUGCGGAAAAAAAUUUCAAACGAAGGCUAACCUCAAGAUUCACAUCGAUUCAGUACAUAAUGGUGUUAGACAUGCGUGUAGUAUAUGUGAAAAGACAUACGUACGAAAAGAAGAUCUCAAAGUCCACAUCAAUGCGAUGCAUAAUGGUGUUAAACAUGCGUGUGGUGUAUGUGGAAAAACAUUCACCCAAAAAGGAGAUCUCAAGAGGCAUAUCGAGGGACAUAAUGGUGUUAAACAUACGUGCGUUACGUGUGGAAAGACAUCACACAAAAAAAAAAUCUCAAAAUGCACAUCGAUGCGAUGCAUAAAGGUAAGCAACCAACAUGUGAAAUAUGCAGAAAAACCUUCUCAACUGAGACUUCACUCAAGAUCCACAUCGAUGCAGUUCAUAAUGGAGUCAAACAUACGUGUGUUACAUGUGAAAAGACAUUCACACGCAAAUAUACUCUAAAAAUGCACAUCGAUGCGAUGCAUAAAGGUACGGUACCUACUUGCGAAGUGUGCGGAAAGAAAUUCUCAACUAAGACUAAACUCAAACUCCACAUGGAUGCAGUGCAUAAUAAGAUAACUCAUGCAUGUGAUACAUGUAGCAAAAUAUUUACGCUGAAAUAUAAUCUUAAGAAACACAUCAAUGCGAUGCAUAAAGGUAUGGCACCUACUUGCGAAGUGUGAGGAAAGACAUUCUCACUAAAGGGUAAUCUUAAAAAACACAUGAAUUUGAUGCAUAAUAAGACCACUUAUUGUAAUACUUGCGGCAAGAUAUUUUCACAAAAAGAUCGUCUUAUAAUUCACAUUAGAACACAGCAUGGAGAUAUUGAUCACGCAAGUGUUUAAUGCGGAAAAAAAUUUACACAUAGGAGAUAUCUACAUAUGCACGUCAAAUGUAUGCAUGAUUUCAAUACCCAAGCACGAGAUCAAUGCAAAAGAUCUUAAAACGUACCUAUCAAUACCGCGCAAAAUGAUUAAACAUCGAGACAAAUGAGUGGUUAUAAAACUGUCAUUGAGAUAGCUCAUCACUCACGCAUUACCACCCAAUAAUAAAUGUGUUAAAUGUACAUUGAAAUUUUGUAAAAAACAAUUACUAUUAUAUUUUGGAUCACUUCUAUGUUUUCCGUCUGACUGCUUAAGAAACGAUUAAGUUUUAAAUAAAUUAAUAAACUUUU